CUUCGCGGUGGCGCAGGAGAUACCGGUCCAGUACACUCUGGGAGCGGCAGCGGCCGCCGAGUGACGCCCGGCCGGGAAACCAGGGCGCGCGCCGCAGUUCUUGCCACCGCCGCCGUCCGUUCCCACCGCGCCCCUCGGGGCCCCGGAUUAUCGCCUCACCGGUGGGAUUUCCAGACCGCCGCUCUCUAAUAGGCCUCCGAAGGAAGCCACUGCAAGCUCUCUUGGGAAUUAAGCUGAACAUCUGGACUCUCUUUCCUCCGUGUCUUCUCUCCUUUUUCCUCUUUCCCUCCGCGAAGAAGCUUAAGGCAAAACCAGAAAGCAGGCGACCCUCACCUACCCGUGGACUGAAAGCCCGAAGAGGAAACCGAAAGUUGCCCUUUUCAGUGCCUCGCAGAGCUCUGUCAGGGACGUAUCCGAAGCGCCGCACCCUCUUUAAGCAACUGGCCCUGAUUAUCACACCUGGAGCCGAGAGACGCCUCUCCGCCGGUGCUCCUCGGGUCACCAUAGACUUUCCUGGCAUUCCUGGGUCUUUGAAGAAGAGAGAACAGAGGAUACUCUAGGAGAGCAAGGGUGUCCAGCGGUACCAUGGGCCGUCGGAGCGCGCUAGCCCUUGCCGUGGUCUCGGCCCUGCUGUGCCAGGUCUGGAGCUCUGGCGUAUUUGAGCUGAAGCUGCAGGAGUUCGUCAACAAGAAGGAUCUGCUGGGGAACCGCAACUGCUGCCGCGGGGGCUCAGGCCCGCCGUGCGCCUGCAGGACCUUCUUCCGCGUAUGCCUCAAGCACUAUCAGGCCAGCGUGUCCCCGGAGCCACCCUGCACCUACGGCAGCGCAGUCACGCCAGUGCUGGGUGUUGACUCCUUCAGCCUGCCUGACGGCGCAGGCAUUGACCCUGCCUUCAGCAACCCCAUCCGUUUCCCCUUCGGCUUCACCUGGCCAGGUACCUUCUCUCUGAUCAUUGAAGCCCUCCACACAGAUUCUCCUGAUGACCUCGCAACAGAAAACCCAGAAAGGCUCAUCAGCCGCCUGACCACGCAGAGGCACCUGACUGUGGGAGAGGAGUGGUCUCAGGACCUUCACAGUAGCGGACAUACAGACCUCCGGUACUCUUACCGUUUUGUGUGUGACGAACACUACUACGGAGAAGGCUGCUCUGUGUUCUGCCGACCCAGGGAUGACGCCUUUGGCCACUUCACCUGCGGGGAGAGAGGGGAGAAGGUGUGCGACCCUGGCUGGAAAGGCCAGUACUGCACUGAACCAAUCUGUCUGCCGGGGUGUGAUGACCAACAUGGAUUCUGUGACAAGCCAGGGGAAUGCAAGUGCAGAGUCGGCUGGCAGGGCCGCUACUGCGAUGAGUGCAUCCGAUACCCAGGCUGUCUCCAUGGUACCUGUCAGCAGCCCUGGCAGUGUAACUGCCAGGAAGGCUGGGGGGGCCUCUUCUGCAACCAGGAUCUGAACUACUGCACUCACCACAAGCCAUGCAGGAAUGGGGCCACUUGCACCAACACGGGCCAGGGGAGCUACACGUGUUCCUGUCGGCCUGGGUACACGGGUGCCAACUGUGAGCUGGAGGUAGAUGAGUGUGCUCCAAGCCCCUGCAGGAACGGAGGUAGCUGUACGGACCUUGAGGACAGCUACUCUUGCACCUGCCCUCCUGGUUUCUACGGCAAGAUCUGUGAGCUGAGUGCCAUGACUUGUGCUGAUGGUCCCUGCUUCAAUGGGGGCCGGUGUUCAGACAACCCUGACGGAGGCUACACCUGUCAUUGCCCUUCAGGCUUCUCUGGCUUCAACUGUGAGAAGAAGAUGGAUCUCUGCAGCUCUUCCCCUUGUUCUAAUGGUGCCAAGUGUGUGGACCUCGUCAAUACCUACCUGUGCCGGUGCCAGGCUGGCUUCUCUGGAAGGUACUGUGAGGACAACGUGGAUGACUGCGCCUCCUCCCCAUGUGCAAAUGGGGGCACCUGCCGGGAUGGUGUCAAUGACUUCUCCUGUACCUGCCCACCUGGUUACACCGGCAGGAACUGUAGUGCCCCCGUCAGCAGGUGUGAGCAUGCACCCUGCCACAACGGAGGCACCUGCCACCAGAGGGGCCAACGCUACCUGUGUGAGUGUGCCCAGGGCUAUGGUGGCCCCAACUGCCAGUUCCUGCUCCCUGAGCCACCACAGGGCCCCAUGGUGGUGGACCUCAUUGACAGGCACAUGGAGAGCCAGGGCGGGCCCUUCCCCUGGGUGGCCGUGUGUGCCGGGGUGGUGCUUGUCCUCAUGUUGCUGCUGGGCUGUGCCGCGGUGGUGGUGUGCGUCCGGCUGAAGCUUCAGAAGCACCAGGCCCCACCCGAUCCUUGUGGGGGAGAGACAGAGACCAUGAACAACCUGGCCAAUUGCCAGCGGGAGAAGGAUGUUUCCGUCAGCAUCAUUGGGGCUACACAGAUCAAGAACACCAACAAGAAGGCGGACUUUCAUGGGGACCAUGGAGCUGACAAGAGCAGCUUUAAGGCCCGUUACCCUGCUGUGGACUAUAACCUCGUGCGAGACCUCAAGGGAGAUGAAGCCACCAUCAGGGAUGCACACAGCAAACGUGACACCAAGUGCCAGUCACAGGGCUCUGCAGGAGAAGAGAAGAGCACCUCAACACUCAGGGGUGGAGAGGUCCCUGACAGAAAAAGGCCCGAGUCUGUGUACUCUACUUCAAAGGACACCAAGUACCAGUCGGUGUAUGUUCUCUCUGCAGAGAAGGACGAGUGUGUCAUAGCAACUGAGGUGUAAGAUGGAAGCGUAAGAUGGCAAAAUUCCCAUUUCUCUUAAAUAAAAUUCCAAGGAUAUAGCCCCCACGGAUGCUGCUGAAAGAGGAAAGGGAGACCCCAGGGACUGCUGCUGAGAAACAGGUUCAGGCGGAGCUGGUUCUCUCGGAGUUAGCAGAGGUGCCGGACACUGCCAGCCCGGGCUCCGGCUGCUGCUGCACCGCCUGCCGGAAGUUCCCAUUGCACUAUGGACAGUUGCUUUGAAGAUUAUAUAUUUAAGUGGAUGAGUGACUUGAUACAUAUAGGAAGCACGCACUGCCGACAUUGUCUAUCUUGGAUUACUAUGAGCCAGUCCUUCCUUGAACUAGAAACACAACUGCCUUUAUUGUCCUUUUUGAUACUGAAAUGUGUUUUUUUUCUAGAUGGAAAAAAACGUGUGUUAUUUUUUUGGAUUUGUAAAAAUAUUUUUCAUGAUAUCUGUAAAGCUUGAGUAUUUUGUGAUGUUCAUUUUUUAUAAUUUAAAUUUUGGUAAAUAUGUACAAAGGCACUUCGGGUCUAUGUGACUAUAUUUUUUGUAUAUAAAUGUAUUUAUGGAAUAUUGUGCAAAUGUUAUUUGAGUUUUUUACUGUUUUGUUAAUGAAGAAAUUCAUCUUAAAAAUAUUUUUCCAAAAUAAAUAUAAUGAACUACAA
This is a messenger RNA of Peromyscus leucopus (white-footed mouse), 3419 nucleotides long. RefSeq names its product delta like canonical Notch ligand 1 (gene Dll1). The coding region runs from base 586 to 2754 and encodes 722 amino acids. The transcript has 11 exons. NCBI's taxonomy places the organism in Eukaryota, Metazoa, Chordata, Mammalia, Rodentia, Cricetidae. Gene Ontology annotation, biological process: Notch signaling pathway; heterophilic cell-cell adhesion; establishment or maintenance of epithelial cell apical/basal polarity. Gene Ontology annotation, molecular function: calcium ion binding. Gene Ontology annotation, cellular component: plasma membrane; protein-containing complex. The record is from RefSeq and is a predicted model, not a curated record.